Messenger RNA from Diatraea saccharalis (sugarcane borer), 1942 nucleotides. Lineage: Eukaryota; Metazoa; Arthropoda; Insecta; Lepidoptera; Crambidae. The record is from the annotation of a GenBank genome assembly.
GCUCAAUUCGAUGUACGAAAUAUCGCGACGGUCUGUUAACACUAACAAAUAUGAGGAGCUUUACACAAUUUGGAGCAACUCGUAUCUGGCACUACAAGGAGACGGUACAAUUCGUAUUUUUGAAUUAUCUUAUAAUUUACGAUGUACUGACAAAAAAAUUGAUUGCAUAGACUAUUCUAUAGAGACUCCUACUAAAAGUCCUGCUUCAGAUUUAUUCGGCUUCAUAAGUAAAGGAGUCAGUGGAAUAGACCUUGUUCAAAUGACCAUGGAUACAGCAUUGUGGUCAUACAACAAGCAUCUUUUACAAAAAGCGUCCGAUAUUCUCACAUUUGAAUGGUCUCCAAGAGGCAUGAUGUGGAAUAAUGGUUUUAUUUUAGCAAUCUUAAAUAAUGUAGGCCAUAUAGAGUUUUAUAAAAAAUGCAAAAAAACAUGGACAGUUGUACAAAAUUUAUCUGCUCUUGUGAUUAAACAAUUGAAUAGUACCUUAGUAAGAGAAUCCAAUGACAUAGACACAAUAAAAGUAUGUGCAUAUACUUUGGUAACAUCUGCAAUAUGUUGGGCACCAUUUAUAAACAAAGACAAUUCUACCUAUUUUGUGACAGUUCAGAAAAAUGGAAUCAUUAUAUUCUGGUUAAUAAAAGAGGAGGACAAAAACAUCAAGGUGACAUACAUCGAUCAAAUAAACACAGAUUUUAGAGAUAUAAUUUCAAUUAAAUGGAUACCUAGAGCUUCAAAUUUUGUUAUGUUGUGCUCAAAUAGUGAAGGUCAAAUAUUUUUAUUGGAAUGUCUACUAAAUGAAAAGGUAACAUUACAAAGCAGCCAUAUGUUGUGGCGUCACAAAGAUCGAAUGCCAGUUAAACAUUGUGCCUAUGUAAUAUUGGAAGACAAAAUAAUGUAUGUAUGCAAUAAACAUAGACAUUUAUUAGCUCAAUUGGUUACUAAUGACAAUAAAGUUUUAGCACAGCAUGUAAAAAAUGUAAAUGAUUAUAAAAUAACAGAUAUUUGCAAACAUAAUAAUUUCUUUUAUAUCUCAACUGUUAAUGGAUGCAUGUUUAAAAUGAAUUAUGAAGUCACUGAAAGAAAUCUUGAUAUUCAAUAUGAACUAAUAAAUUUGAAAGAUUUCAAUCAAUCAUACGAACUACACAGUUGUAGUUUUAGUGAAAAUGGAGCUAUACUAGCUACAACAGUAAUUGAUAGAAAAAUUAUGAAUAGAAAAUCACAAAUGAAAUUAGAAAUUAUAUACUACACUCCAUCAGAUACCGAUUUCCCCGAAUUUUUGAUAUUACUGAAUAAUCCCACAAAAAAACUAACUAAUUUCUGGGACUGUAUGGAAGUGUUACGGUUCAAAAUGAUGAAAUGGAGACGAUUGCCUGAAUAUGAUUAUAAGGCGUUACUAUUAGAAGGAGAGACAGAUAUUUAUAAACUGAAAGUAUAUUUAAUUGUUCUCAUUAUCUGCAAUGUUUUAGAAGAAAAUUUCAAAAUAGAUAAAGGCAAUCUGCCAGAAAGGUCAAUUCAAAUAAUUAGAGAAAAAAUAGCAAUUGCUCAUUCUAAAACUUUGUUAAUUAGUCUUUAUAAUAAAUCUUAUCAAAAUCAUAUUCCAUUAUCUGAUUUUGAAGAGGAAUGUUUUGUUGGAUGCAAAAAUUAUCUGGAAGUUACCAAUAAAAAGUAUAAAAGCGACUUAGGUAUUUCAAAUAUUAUAAGCUUAGUUGAUAAAGAAUAUAAUUACACAUGCCAGUGUUGUGACAAAAUAAUAAAUGGAUUUUCUUGUGAAGAUGGCCACUUGAAUGCAUUUUGUUCUUUAACAUAUACUCCUAUUGAAAAUGAUGAUUAUUUAGUUUGUAAAAGUUGUGGAGUUACAGCAAGAUACGAGUUAAUAAAUGAUAGACCUAUGUGUAAAUUCUGUGAUUUGUACUUACAAGGGGACUUAUAAAUAAAAACAUGU